UGACUCACAGGUACUGCAGGUUAGACAACACGACUAGCUAUUUCAGCAGCCUGUAAUAUAAUAGUUGCCAUUUACUGGGCCUGCUGAGAAGUUGUAUUUUUACUUUUGUGCAUGAAGGCUGGAUACUGUGCGGUACUUAACUAAAGGUAACUUGUAGUGCAAAGGCACAGUGCUACAUGGAAACCAUAGAAAGCAUCGCGGCAAAUACUGCUCUUGUUAGAGCCAGAGAAGGUGGAGGAAGGAGCUGGAAAUGGAAAGAAAUGCUUCGCUUUCCCCACAUUAGCCAGUGCAAAGACCUGGCCAUGAACAUAGAACGAGACUACUAUAGUCUAUGUGUGAAGCAGCCUAUUGGCAAGAAACUGUUUCAGCUCUUCUGUCAGAGUCAGCCUGAUCUCCAGAACUACAUUUCCCUCCAAGAUGCUUUGGACAACUUUGACAUUCAGUCAGAUGACAAAAGGAAAGAGUCUGGGAACAGGAUCAUCCAGAGAUUCCUCAUGAAGCAGUCCAGUGAGUGUGUGUCCAUCCUACUGAUGCAUGAAAGAAGCUGCAAACAGAGUCUGGAGCUCAAUCCCUGUGGUGAUGUCUUUCAUGGCUGCAGGGAAGACCUACAUAAAUACCUCAGCAACGAGCCCUUCACCCAGUACCAGGACAGCAUGUUCUUUGCCCGCUUUCUACAAUGGAAACAGUUGGAGAGGCAGCCUAUCAUGAAGCAAACAUUUCGACAGUACAGACUACUGGGGAAAGGAGGGUUUGGAGCGGUGUGGGCCUGUCAGGUGAGAGCCACAGGCAAGAUGUAUGCCUGCAAAAAGCUGGAAAAAACCCAUGUAAAGAAGAGGAAAAGAGAGGACAUGGCUCUCAAUGAGAAAGAGAUACUACAGGAACUGGACAGUCGCUUUGUGGUGAAUCUGGCAUAUGCUUAUGAGACCAAGCACAAUCUCUGUAUGGUUUUGACCAUGAUGAACGGCGGUGACCUAGGGUUUCACAUACAUCGCAUGGGGUCACCUGGUCUGACCAAAGACAGGGUACGUUUCUACGCUGCAGAAGUCUGCUGUGGUUUAAUUCACCUCCACCAGAAGUCAAUAUUAUACAGAGAUUUGAAGCCAGAGAACAUUCUCUUGGAUGACAAUGGACACAUCCGCAUCUCUGACCUGGGUUUGGCUGUGAAGAUGUCUGAGGGGAGUCUAGUACGAGGCAGGGUGGGCACACUGGGCUAUAUGGCUCCUGAGGUGAUCGGCUAUGAGCGUUAUGGAAUGAGUGUGGACUGGUGGGGCCUCGGGUGUCUGAUUUAUGAAAUGACUGCAGGUCGGCCCCCUUUCAGGGCCAAAGGAGAACAGCCUAAAUCCUCAGAAAUGGAGAGAAGGAUUCAGAAUGAACAUGAAGAAUAUGGCAACCAGUUCAGCAAGGAGACAAAAGACAUCUGCUCCUCACUGCUGACCAAGGACCCCACAAAGAGGCUGGGCUCCCAGACGUCUGGGGGAAAAGAUGUAAAAUUUCAUCCUUUCUUCCAAGAGAUCAACUUUCGGAUGCUGGAGGCAGGACGCGUUGACCCUCCAUUUAAACCUGAUCCCAGUCAGGUGUACUGCACUGAUGUACAGGACAUAGAAGAAUUUUCUACAGUGAAAGGAGUCCAUUUUGACCAGACUGACAGCUUCUUCUACUCCCAGUUCAACACAGGAAGCAAUUCCAUAAUUUGGCAAAAUGAGCUAAUAGAAACGGGAUGUUUUGAAGAACUGAAUGUUUUUGGCCCUAAGGGAUCUGCAUCUCCAGAUCUCGACUGGUCCCAGGCCCCAGAGAGCCCCAAACGCAGCCUGCUGCGCCGAAUCUUUCGCAAAAACCAUCAUUCAGAUUCUGACGGAAGCAGAGAGAACCUGUUGUCCAGUGAGGGCUACAGCUCAUCAGGAAUACAUAACUCUGCCCUGAAUCCCAGGAAAGUCUACAACAAAGACACCAAAAAACAACAAGUCAUUGUAGCAAAGGGUUCUUCCCUUUAAAUCGCAGCACAGCAGGCAUUUAUUUUGUGUUUUCAUUGUCUUCCUUACACCUAAUCUGUAUUAGCAUUUUCUGCUUCUCUCAGGUAAAACAAAUGAAUAAUUUUACACCAUCCCAACUUUUUAAAAAGUACUUGAAUUUUUAAACAAGUGUACUAGUAUAUAUAGUAUAUAGUACUAGUAUUUUUUUUAACAAUUCCAAUAUAAUAAAUGUCAUCUUAAUAAUAAAUUAUGUGGAAUUAUCUGGAUUAAAUGGGUCACCUGGACGUCCAGACGUGUUCAGACCUUUUGGGAUUUCUUUACCUGGAUGGAGCAUGCAUCAAGACAUUAACUUCUAAUAAUUUUUAAAUUAAAAAAGCAAGCUUGAACCAGAUAUUUGACAUAAACAUAAAAACUCAAAGCCAAGUCAGCAGUUAAGCAAGGUUCCUGGUAAAAGUAAAGAGGCAAGGGGGACCUAGUGUUAUCUCAGGUAUCUUUCAGGGACACAAAUGAAGAUUUAGGUUGGGAAAAAUUGUCAGCCAUCCAACUUUUAAUAGAGUCUAAGCAUCUAUUUGGAUGCCUUUAGAAAAAUCUUGGAGCUUAAAAGAGAUAUUUAAUUAGAUGUCAUGUUCAGCACAAUUUGAGCACCUUUAAGGGCAUGCCUUAUCUCUGCUAAGAAGAGGGGAAGAUAUAACAGAAACAAUAAAGGCUCCAAAAUAGAAAGGCCAACUAACUAGGUAGCACUUUUCACAGAGUAAUGCCCAACGUAUCCAAGCACGGACGUGUGAGAAAAACUCCUCCGCAGGGGAAAUGGUCUGAGCAUAGUUAACCAGAAACGCUUGCUUGCUAACCAGGCCUCGCUUCCACAACAGGCUGAGCUUCACAUGGACGCCUACUCUAUUCUGUUCUACUCUACAGUGGGAGUGGGACGAACUGCAGCCGUCCGCAUCAAAGCCAAAUACUAGGGCUAUCAUUGUGGAAGUUUACUAGCUGCCACUUUGCUCUCUCUUGAUGUUUUUUUUCUUCCAAAUCGCACAAUUAGCUACAGGCAGCACUAAGUGUUUGGUUAGCUUAGACAACUAUGCUCAGCUUAAACUAGUUUGGCAAUGGAUUAUGGACACACAACCAGGCGAGUUACUGGUUGCAUGAAGCAGCAGGGGAACUGUAGCUAAACUGAGCAGCACCCAGAGCUUGGAGAACCAAUCUGAGCAAAGAAUGAAUGACAUCUGUGGGAGCGCAGCAAAAUCAAAUGGGUUUUAGGCCUGAAGAGUAGAGGUGGUGAAAGCUGCACACUGAAACAGAGCAGUGUGGCCAGUGAAUGAGAAAGAGGCUGCAGGCGACUGUGGACAACUUUAACUUUUUUUGCUUUUACAAUAAUUUUUAAAAUGUUUAUUUUGAUGUGGCCAGUUUUAAAAUGCAGGCAGUGACUUUUGAUAAAGUACAUUUGUAACUUUUCCACAAAGCUCUUCUUUUACAAUAAAUAAAUUGUUCAGAUGAUAGGUAUUAUACUGGCUUUUUGUACCCUGUGUGAUAAUAGGUUCUAAAAUAUAUUUCACCUUCACUCUCUGUAAUGCAAUAUUUUUUUUUGUAAAACUUUAUAAAAGCUAUAAAUUUAAUCUUAAAUCUGACUUCUAAUUUGGGAAAAAUACCUUUUUCAAGAUCUUCCCAGUGGUAUUGAACAUUUUCCUUGGUAGUGGGUGAAUGAUGGUGUUCAUUACAGCUCAUUCAGACACAGUAUAGGAGAGAAACUGUGUAUAAAUUAGUCUUUGUACAUCA
Molecule: messenger RNA, 3743 nt
Organism: Haplochromis burtoni (Burton's mouthbrooder)
Lineage: Eukaryota; Metazoa; Chordata; Actinopteri; Cichliformes; Cichlidae
Gene: grk5
Product: G protein-coupled receptor kinase 5
Exons: 16
Coding region: 177-1991 (604 amino acids)
Biological process (GO): regulation of signal transduction; protein phosphorylation; signal transduction
Cellular component (GO): cytoplasm
Molecular function (GO): ATP binding; G protein-coupled receptor kinase activity
Source: RefSeq, a predicted model, not a curated record